Messenger RNA from Calypte anna (Anna's hummingbird), 2136 nucleotides. It is a transcript of the gene DIRAS1, whose product is annotated as DIRAS family GTPase 1. Gene Ontology annotation, molecular function: GTP binding; GDP binding; GTPase activity. Lineage: Eukaryota; Metazoa; Chordata; Aves; Apodiformes; Trochilidae. The record is from RefSeq and is a predicted model, not a curated record. The transcript has 2 exons. The coding region runs from base 220 to 816 and encodes 198 amino acids. Gene Ontology annotation, biological process: signal transduction. Gene Ontology annotation, cellular component: plasma membrane.
GGGCGGGAUCGGCUCUGCGGGAUCGGCUCUGCGGGAUCGGCUCUGCGGCGGCCGCACCGCACCGAGCCGUGCCCAGCCCCGCCGCACCGGGCCCAGCCCCGCAGCACCGGGCGGACCGGAGCCGCCCCGGGCCGGGCCAUGCACUGAGGCCGCCGCGCAGCCCCGCAUCCAAGGGCGGAUCCCGGGCAGGACACGCGUGGGCAGCGUCCCGGGGUCACGAUGCCGGAGCAGAGCAACGAUUACCGGGUUGUGGUGUUCGGUGCCGGCGGGGUGGGGAAGAGCUCCCUGGUGCUGCGGUUCGUGAAGGGGACUUUCCGCGACACCUACAUCCCCACCAUCGAGGACACGUACCGCCAGGUCAUCAGCUGUGACAAGAGCGUCUGCACCCUGCAGAUCACCGACACCACCGGCAGCCACCAGUUCCCGGCCAUGCAGCGCCUCUCCAUCUCCAAGGGCCACGCCUUCAUCCUCGUCUUCUCCGUCACCUCCAAGCAGUCCCUGGAGGAGCUGAAGCCCAUCUACCAGCAGAUCGUGCAGAUCAAAGGCAGCGUGGAGAGCAUCCCCAUCAUGCUGGUGGGCAACAAGUGCGACGAGACCCAGCGGGAGGUGGAGAGCAGGGAAGGGGAGGCCGUGGCCAAGGAGUGGAAGUGUGCCUUCAUGGAGACCUCGGCCAAGAUGAACUACAACGUCAAGGAGCUCUUCCAGGAGCUGCUGAACCUGGAGAAGAGGAGGAACGUCAGCCUCACCAUUGAUGGGAAGCGCUCCAGCAAGCAGAAGAGGACAGACAAAAUCAAGGGGAAGUGCAGCAUCAUGUAGAGCCCCGGACCGGCCCGCACCCCCCCUCCCGGUCCCCUCCCCUCCCACCCCGUGACUGGACGUGGCAUCGCAGUGGGGCUGUCCCCUCGUCCGUCCUCUGUGCCAUCACUGUGACUGUGCGGGGACACCGCCACGCACCGGCGGCGGGGGCUGCGCUCGCCCCGGCUCUGGGGGUGAAGAUAGGGGGGGGGUCCCAACAAGCCCCAGGGGUACUCGGCCCCCCCCCCGCGCCCAGCACGAUGGGACCUGGGGACGCGUGGCCGGGCACCAGCGGGGACCGCACCGAUCCCCCCCACGCCACACACACUGCGCAGCACAACCGGUGGCACCGGCCCCGGACCCACCCCCUCCCUGGUGGGGGACCCCACGUCACUCCUCAUGGGUGGGAAGGAGGGGGUGACUUGGGGGUGUCGGUGUCACCCCUGGGGACAGUCACAGGCGCCCCAGGCCCUCCCUGUGCCCCCGUCCCCACGCCAUAGAGCUCUGCUCCUUCAGGCAGAGCCCCGGGGCGGGAGCAGCCCCCGCGCGGUGCCCGCAGCCCCCCAGUGCCCCCAGCCCCCUCCCAGCGCCCCCCGAGCCCCCAGCCCUGUCCCGGUGCCACAACCCCCUGAGUCCCCAGCCCUGUCCCGGUGCCUCCGAGCCCCCAACCCCCUCCCAGUGCCCCCCGAGCCCCCAGCCCGAUCCCGGUGCCGCAGCCCCCCGAGCCCCCAGCCCCGAGCCGCCAGCCCAAGCACAAAGCCUCGGGUCCGAGGGAGGUCCUGACCCAGCACAAUCCUGGCGAGCUCUGCGGGAGACCCCCGGCCACCACCACGACCCCCCCCACACACACUGCCCCUCUUGCCCCACGCAGGAUGAGCCCCGCAGCCCAGCCGGGCCGCGAUGCCACGGUGAUGGGCGCUGCCGUUCCCUGCCACGGUGCCCUGCUGGUGGCCAGCCUGUCCCUCCCUGGCCCCCCCAGUGUCUCGUGCUGCCGGGUGGCCUGGCCCCACACCCCGGGGACCCCCAGCUCCCCCUCCCCAGCUCUGGUGCAGCCCUGCUUGUUCCCCCCUUCCCUUCCCCCCGGCCGGAGCGGGACCCCCGCCCCGUCACCAGCCCCUCGUCCCUGCGGGGUUUGUCUCUUGGCUCCGGCCCUGCUCACCCUGGGGGUGUCCCUUGGGGGGUGUCCCCUGGGGGUGUCCCUGUCCCCUCGCCAGCUCUCCCCCACCCCCGGCUUUUUACAAGACGCCCCGAGCACCCAGGGGACAAGGUGACAAGGUGACAAGGUGACGUUCCGAUGUAGCCUUUACUCUAGACAUAGUCUUCCUUCAAUAAAGAGAUGAG